Messenger RNA from Nematostella vectensis (starlet sea anemone), 1305 nucleotides. RefSeq names its product TM2 domain-containing protein CG10795. NCBI's taxonomy places the organism in Eukaryota, Metazoa, Cnidaria, Anthozoa, Actiniaria, Edwardsiidae. The record is from RefSeq and is a predicted model, not a curated record. The transcript is spliced from 6 exons. Bases 94 to 639 code for a protein of 181 amino acids.
UAGGCAUUUUGCGACCGGAAAAUUUCAAUAUGGCGUUCUGACAAGAGAAGAAAAUACACGCUAACAUAGACUGGUAGAGGGAGAUAUGUAGCAAUGCCACACCAAUGGACUUCAAUUUUUCUAAUACUUUUCUCCAUAUCAGCCCAAUUUUGGUUUUGUGGGAGUGAUUUGACCGAACUCAAAUGCGACGACUUGCUCCCAGGACAGUAUAAGUGCGAUGAGGCUGAAGUUGAUUCUGAGACCCAAUCAGCAAAAGGAUGCAGCAAAGACCACACAGUGGAAGUUAUGUGUCAUACUGUACCAGGGCUCACAUGCGAAAGUACAGAAACAAACAGUACUGAAUUCAAAAGAAAGGUCCCAUGUAGGCACACGAAUGGCCAUUCAUAUGAAAAUGCUCUUCUUCUCUCUAUAUUCCUUGGCAUGUUUGGAAUUGACCGAUUCUAUCUUGGCUACCCUGCUAUUGGGCUACUGAAGUUCUGCACAUUGGGGUUCUUUUUCAUUUUUCAACUUGUGGAUGUUCUGCUUAUUGCAACUCAGAUUGUUGGCCCAGCUGAUGGGUCGGAUUAUGUGAUUGAUUACUAUGGACCAAGACUCAUACAUAUUGUCAAGGAUAAUGCUACAUAUUACAAGCCACAGUAGCAGUUAUAAGAUUAGAUAGUACUUGCAUCAAAGGGAGUGUAGCUAGGGGGUGCAAGUUACCCUCAGGGGCGUAGCCAGGUGGGGGCCUUGCCCCCCCCUUCUAAAAAUGCAGUAGAUGUAUGAAACAUUAUCUAAAAUACAGGAGAAAAUGCCUUGAAAGGACCUUUUGGCCACCUCCUGUUAAAAAUCCUGGCUACACUGCUGCCCUUAGCUGCCAGUUUUUCUUAUCAAGAUUCACCGGAUUGUACACAUUUUCACAAAAAUGUAUACCUGCACAGCCCCCUUAAGUAAAUCCUCACCAUGUGCCUGUACCAACAAGAACACAGAGGUGCAGCUGCUUUCCUCUAAAAAGUAGGUAAGGCUUUGAGUUGUACAAAUUAAGAAAUUUUGUUGUAAAUAUGAACUACUUUGGCAUUCCAGAGCCUCCAAAAUUGUCAUCCUUAAAUGUGCAUGUUUUUCAACUCUCUGUUCUCAUGGAAAAUGUGCUGACCUUGCGUCUGCCCAAGCAAUUGUUACAGUAGGUUCCACCUUCAAGCUAAGGGGAUGUAGCCAAUAUUUUCUGAGAAGGGAGUGCACAUAAAUUUACAUAUGUAGCUACUGUAAUAUACUUUAUUAAAAUACACCAUGUCAUCUCUUCUAAGGAACACUAAAAAUUAAGACAAAAGA